AUGCUGCGACCUCCUCCUCUGACUGCGCUAUCACAGACGGUGCUAUCUGGCAGCACCACCCUUAUUUUGUGCAAGCUUCCGCUGGUACAAGUUCUUAGCAAUCUUUAUGCACUACAUCCAUGCUCCAUGGCGCCCGAAAGACUCGCUUGCGAUAAAGCGCACGGCUAUUCGUACACGUGUGAUGGCAGCACUGCAGCAAGCUGGAAAGCGUCUAGAUACGCGGCUGUGUGCAAUGCCGCCGUUCCGGCCGGCCUGCGGCUAAAUCUCAGGCUGAGCAGCCGCGUUCUCUUUGUGGUCCUUCUCGCCGGCGUUGUCGCCGUCACUCGCGACAGCAGCACCGCUUUCUUUUUAGACAUUUGGCGCUCCCGCUCUAUUCUUCUCGGGGAUCCCGGAGACCCUGUGGGUGCGGAGAUGGCGGAACCGCCAAGAUACGAGUCAACACGGGGGAGCGCUUCCUAUUCGCGGCAAUUUCCGGGUGACGAUGUCGAGGCGGUGCCAGAGUGGCCGCCAGCGCCGCCAUUGUCGGCGGAAGCGGUGGCAGCGGCCGACGCAAGCGUUGCGCGGUCGACGGAGCGCCGCGACGGCCGAUUUCUUCCCGACAUUGUUGUCUGGACAAAGGGGCCCCUGCACGACCGCCUUGACGCACUCUGCGCGGGCUACGGCAUUGGCGCUCUGCUUUCCGCCGCCAGUGUCGCAACAUCUACAGCAACAGAAGCUCAAGAAGACGCGGAAACCGCGUCUUUCCCCGCUGAUUAUUCCGCCGUCGGCGGGGUGCUUCCGCUUGAACCCGCCUCCGCAAACGCCUUGCAGAACUCCUCCCCGCGCGCGCCCCUGCAGCGCGCCCUCCGCGUGGCCGUGCUGUGGCUUCCCGACCCCGCGCUGCCCCACGCCCGCCCGCACCACCUCCUCGCGCCCCUACCGCCCCUCUCCGCGCUCGCGCUCGAGACCGGUGGCGCGGCGGAGGGCACCGGUGGUCAAGAAGGUCAACGCGGUCAAGAAGGUCAACGCGGUCAAGAAGAUCAACGCGGUCAAGAAGGUCAACGCGGUCAAGAAGAUCAACGCGGUCAAGAAGGUCAACGCGGUGAAGGCGGCGGUGGUGAAGACGAGGGCGCGCCGAGCGGGAGCGAUGCAGAGACGGUGCUGUACCAACGGCCCGGCUGGCUUGACAGCUCUCGCUACACCCCUGCGAGCGUCACUCUACGCAUCCCUCAACCCGCAUCACGGACCAACAACCGCCGGUCGUCCCAACAAGCCUCCCCCUCCCGACCACUCCGCCUCUCUCUCUUCCUCGCCUCCUCUCUCGCACCCCUCCUUCCUAGCCUCUCCUCCCUGGACCAAUCCCAGCUGCACACGUCACUGCACCGCUGCUACAGCCUGUUACAACCGUCCCAGCCAGUGCAGCGGCUCUUAGCCAAGGAGAACAUGACACCGGCGGAGCUGUUUGCGCUGUCGCAGGCGCGCGGACUCAUCCACGCGCAGCAAUCCCCGCAGGCGGACCUCGUGCGCGCGCAGGCGCGCGCGCGCGGAGCUGUUGUGGUGAUGCGCGACGUGAAUGUUGCCCCAGAGAGCGAACCCAUGGCGGACGACGCGGAAGACGGCGAGCAGGGGGGGGAGAGCGCGGGGAAAGGGGAGGAGGGGAGAGGAGCGGGCGCAGAGGGUGGAGUGGGUGCGCGAGAGGCAGCAGGCGGGGAGGGAGGUGAGGGGAGUGAGGGCAUUGUGGAGAGCACAGGGAACGGCUGGGCUGGUGCUGCUGAUGGUGGUGGUGGUAGGGCUGUGACCCGGCGCCUGAGCGCGACGGAUGGUGGUGAAGCUACCAGUGACGGUGGUGGUGCAGGAAGUGCAGAGGCGUGGUUUGAGGCGGAGAGGGCGCUGUGUGAUGCGCCGGCCAUGAAGCCCAUCACGGAGCACCGCGUCGGGCAGCAGCUCAUCGUCGAUGAGUCCCUCGGAGUGUUGUACUGCGCGGUGCCCAAGGCGGCCUGCACGAGCUGGAAGAUGUGGAUGCGCCAGCAGCACCACGAUCCCAACGCCGCCGACCGCGCCUCCGUGCACCGCCCCUACCGCUCGCACCUCCCGGCCGUCUGGUUCGCCAUGUCCGAGCCUGAGGCCAUCCGCGCCGUCACGCGGCGGGACCUGGUGCGGUUUGUGUUUGUGCGCAACCCGCUCUCUCGGCUGGUGUCUGCAUACAUGGAUAAGGUGGUGCAGGGGGAGGGCAUCGGCAUGCGCAUCCGCAUCGGAUGGACCCUGCGCUUCUUCUUCCGCCUGGCAACAGUCAGCCGCCAAACACACCGCCCAUUCGCCCUCUCGGACCUCGCGCACCCCUCGCGCCUCGCCCCCGCGCUCACCCCAUGGGGCGCGCUGCGGCUGAUGCUGGGCGCGGUGGUGAGCUUCAAGGAAUUCGCGCGCCUGGUGGAGGAGGCACGGAGGAUGGACGAUCUGGUUGCCAUGGACAACCACCUUGCGCCGCAGACCUUCCUGUGCGGGCUGAACCACAUCAAGUACGACGUGGUGGGGCGCUUUGAGCACAUGCAGCAGGACGUGCAGACAGUCCUCUCCGCUCUCGGCAAGCCUGCCGUGGCACAGGAAGAGCAAGGCGCGGAGGCGGGCGCAGGCGCGGGCGCAGGCGCAGGUGCGGCGGCGGGGGCGGGGCGAGCAGCAGGCAAGGUGGAGGACCCGUUUGCAGCGGGCAAGGGCGUGCACUUCACCAACUCGUCCAACCGCGUGUUUGCCAUGAUUCAAGACAAGGAGACGUAUUUGCGCGUGAAGCGGAUAUACGCCAUGGACAUGCAGUCCACGCUCAACGAUGUGCACUACGACCCACCGGCAGAUUUGGCGAAGAAGUUUGAAGGUUGA
Molecule: messenger RNA, 2850 nt
Organism: Closterium sp. Yama58-4
Lineage: Eukaryota; Viridiplantae; Streptophyta; Zygnematophyceae; Desmidiales; Closteriaceae
Source: the annotation of a GenBank genome assembly